Messenger RNA from Psammomys obesus (fat sand rat), 1367 nucleotides. RefSeq names its product lysophospholipase like 1 (gene Lyplal1). The transcript has 5 exons. NCBI's taxonomy places the organism in Eukaryota, Metazoa, Chordata, Mammalia, Rodentia, Muridae. Gene Ontology annotation, biological process: protein depalmitoylation. Gene Ontology annotation, molecular function: carboxylic ester hydrolase activity; palmitoyl-(protein) hydrolase activity. Gene Ontology annotation, cellular component: cytoplasm. The coding region runs from base 20 to 763 and encodes 247 amino acids. The record is from RefSeq and is a predicted model, not a curated record.
CAAGCAUCUCUGCUCCGCCAUGGCUGCUGCACCCGGCAUGGUGCACCUGCAGCGCUGCGUGGUGUCCCCAGCCGGGAAACACAGUGCUUCGCUGAUCUUCCUGCACGGCUCAGGUCAUUCUGGCCAAGGGAUGAGACAGUGGAUCAAGCAGGUGCUAAACCAAGACUUAACAUUCCAGCACAUAAAGAUUAUUUAUCCAACGGCUCCCUCCAGGCCAUAUACUCCUAUGAAGGGAGAAUUCUCCAAUGUGUGGUUUGACAGAUUUAAAAUAUCUAAAGACUGCCCAGAACACCUUGACUCAAUUGAUAGAAUGUGUCAAGUGCUCACUGGAUUGAUUGACGAUGAAGUAAGAAACGGCGUUCCGAAGAGCAGGAUAUUAAUAGGGGGAUUUUCUAUGGGAGGCUGCAUGGCGAUGCAUUUAGCAUAUAGAAAUCACCAAGAUGUGGCAGGAGUAUUUGCUCUUUCCAGUUUUCUGAAUAAAGGAUCUGUCAUUUACCAGGAUCUUCAGCAAGGUGACCGCACACUCCCUGAGCUGUUUCAGUGUCAUGGCACUGCAGAUGAACUAGUUCUUCAUUCUUGGGGCGAGGAGACAAACUCAAAACUGAAAUCUCUAGGAGUGAACACCACAUUUCACAGUCUUCCGAACGUUAACCAUGAGCUGAACAAAAGGGAGCUGGAAAGACUCACUUCAUGGGUUCUCAGGAAGCUGCCGGAAGAGACCGACAGGCAGAGUGGACUGAAUGAAUCCAGACCUGCACAUUGACCAUUUUUCUUACAUUUGAAUUUUUUUUCCUAUUUCAUCCCCACAAAAACUAAGCUUGGUGAAACAGCCAGCACCCCCGUAUUACGCAAAUGGAAUUAUGAAAAUCAUCAUGUUAUGAAUGUUAACUAUGUUGUGGCUACAUGGAUGCCAUUGAAUGGACAUACUGCAGUUUGCUUACCUGUUCCCCACAGAUGUGGGUCACUUCCUGUGUGGGGCUGUCCUAAGUCGGGCUGUGAUGAGGUGUGAACAUCUGGCCAGCCAGUGGCGAGGCUGAGUGAUGGAUUGUAGCAUUUCCUGACACUGCCCCGCUCUUCUCAGUGUUGUUUUACCGUGUUCCUUCCUGGGCAGCAGUGUGGUGUCCCCUGACCCCCUGAUGCUCAGUGCCUCAUCAUCCUUCCAUUUUCCCCAUCCUAGUGACUGCGCAGUGUUAAUGCACUGUUUGAUUUCCUUUUUAUUGCUGCCAGAGAUGUGAUACAGAAUCCUACCCUGGACGGUUUCCCCACAUUUAUGAAAAGUCAGUUUUCCCUCCCCAGUCUGCUUCCAGACUAUCUUUGUGAAAAGUGAUCUGUUGCAAAAUUAUGACAAAUAAAAUAUGAAUAAAUAA